UGGUCUAACACACGACUAAAAAAAUGUAUUUUAAAACUUUUUAUGAAGUUACCCUAAAAUAUUUUUAAGAAGUUAUAACACCAUGAAAACGAGAAUGUCAGCACAUUAAUUAUGAUGGAUACGCAAAUAAUGGAACAAGCUAGGGGUAACCUCGUCAACAAGUCCCUAUAUAACCCAACACACAUUUGCACAUACCUCAACCAAACUACACAUCUAAACUAACCAGAAAGAGGAAGAAUCAGAGCAAAGAAGAUGAUCACGGGAAGUGAAUUCUACAAAGUGAUGUGUGCAAUGGCACCACUCUACUUCGCCAUGUUCGUUGCCUACGGUUCUGUCAAGUGGUGGAAGAUCUUCACGGCGGAGCAAUGCUCUGGAAUCAACCGUUUUGUCUCGGUUUUCGCCGUCCCUAUUCUCUCUUUCCACUUCAUCUCACAAAACAACCCUUACAAAAUGGACAUGAUGUUCAUCAUCGCUGACACUUUGUCUAAAGUCAUGGUCUUCGUUUUGCUCUCGCUAUGGGCCAUUCUCUUCAAGUCUGGUGGUCUCGAUUGGCUCAUCACUCUCUUCUCCGUCGCCACGCUCCCUAACACUCUCGUUAUGGGCAUCCCUUUGCUUCAGGCCAUGUACGGAGAGUACACUCAAAACCUCAUGGUCCAACUCGUUGUCCUUCAAUGCAUCAUUUGGUAUACUCUACUACUCUUCCUCUUUGAACUACGUGCGGCCAGGUUGCUUAUCCGAACCGAGUUUCCGGGUCAAGCAGCCGGGGCAAUCACUAGGAUCCAAGUCGAUGAUGACGUCAUCUCCUUAGACGGCAUGGACCCUCUCCGUACAGAAACUGAAACCGAUAUAAACGGUCGGGUCAGGCUGAGGAUCCGACGGUCCAUAUCAUCCGUACCCGACUCCGUUGUCUCUUCCUCUCUAUGCCUAACCCCUCGAGCCUCGAAUCUUUCUAACGCCGAGAUUUUCUCCGUCAACACUCCUAACCGUUUCUUUAACGGCGGAGGAGGAAGUGGUGCACUUCAGUUUUAUAACGGUAAUAACGAGAUCAUGUUUUGUAACGGUGAUCUAGGCGGUUUCGGUUUUACCCGGCCCGGGUGUGGUGUUAGCCCUAGGAGACUAUCGGGUUAUGCUUCUUCAGAUGCUUACUCGUUGCAGCCGACGCCACGUGCCUCGAACUUCAACGAGCUUGACGUUAACGGAGCCGGUACGCCGGUUUGGAUGAAGUCUCCUGUCGCCGGGAGAAUAUACCGGCAUACAGCGUCGCCAAAGAUGACAUGGGAGUCAGGGCAGAGACAUGUAGCCAAGGAUACUAUCAAUGAUGAUUAUGUAUCAAUUCCAGAGAAGGAGAUCAGCUUCAGAGACGCACUUAGGGCUGCACCACCGCCUACGGCAGCCGGUGUUGCUUGUUCCAUGGAGGAAGGAGCCGCCGGAAAAGAAACAGCUCCGGUUGCUCCUAUUGGCAGGCAAGAAAUGCCAAGUGCCGCUUUGAUGGUGCGGCUCAUACUAACUGUCGUGGGGCGCAAGCUUUCUCGAAACCCCAACACCUAUUCUAGCAUAAUAGGUCUUGUCUGGUCACUUAUAUCCUUCAGAUGGAAUAUAGCGUUGCCAGAUAUUGUUGCGUUUUCGAUAAAGAUAAUAUCAGAUGCAGGUCUUGGAAUGGCCAUGUUUAGUUUAGGUCUAUUCAUGGCGUUACAGCCGAAGAUGAUCACUUGUGGGGUGAAGAAAGCAACAGUGGGGAUGUUGAUUAGGUUCAUCUUAGGUCCCGCUUUCAUGGCUGCUGCUUCAGUUAUCGUUGGAUUGAAAGGUUCUAGGUUACAUGCUGCCAUCGUACAGGCGGCUCUACCGCAAGGAAUAGUUCCGUUCGUGUUUGCGAGGGAGUAUGGUUUGCAUCCAGACUUACUCAGUACAUUGGUUAUCUUUGGUAUGAUAGUAUCUUUACCAGUAACUAUUCUGUAUUACGUGCUGUUGGGCCUAUGAUUCACAAAAACAUUGAAGAAAACAAAUUCACAAUAAAGGGACGUCGAAAUAGAGACUAGUAAAGCUCUAAAGAGUUGUUCUUAAGAGCUUGUGAGAAAGAGUAGCGAUUACAUUCAAAUUAAUGGUCAAUGACCCAAUGGUUAUGGGAACAUAUUAAAUUAUGUGCUUAACUAAUAUUUAACUUUGACCCUAUUGAAGGUACGUGCAUGUGACUAGAUGUUAAGGUUAGAAAUCAAUCGUGAAUAUACGUUUGAUUUCUGUGAGCUGAAUGGUUUUGUGAUGUACAGACACAGUGAAAGCAAGAUUCAUAUAGAAUCAUCAUGAAAAUUUCUUGUCACAAAGUCUAAAAUCAAACCAAAUAUUAUGCAGUAAGAGUUUAUUGCUGGCCAAUGCCCCCAUAGCUACUUAAUUACGUCUUAAACUAUGUAACUAGUUAAAAUUGAGAGAUCCUAUUGAGGUUAAGUGCAUGGUGACUACUGACUAGAACAGGGCCGGGAUUGAGAGAAGGGUGGUGAAACAUUUGAAUGGACCCCCAUUUAAAAAAAAAAAAUCAUUUUGUAUAUAUAUAUAUGUAUCUAAGUUAUAUAAGUGUUAAAUAUAUAAUAAUAAAUAAAAGUAAGAAAACUUCAGUUUAUAAGCAUAGUAAUAAGAUAUCAAACAGAGUUUUGGUUCUAUAAUUUAUAUAUGAAAUUUUAAAUAAAAAAUAAUAUAAGGAAAAUAUAUUUGAUGUUACUAAAUUGUUCUUUGAUUUUUUAAAGGGAUUGAAAACCAAGUUUUUGAUAAAGAAAAAUUCAUAAAUAUUUUAAUAUUUAAAUAAACGUAAAUAAAUAUUUUUUAUUUUGAUUAGGGUCCCCAAAAUUCCAUGGUUCUGGACUAGAUGAUUAGGUUGAGAACUGAGUAUUAUUUACACGUUUGAUUUCUGUGAGCUAAAUGGUUUUAUAUAUGAUGUAUAAUUGAAAGCAAGAUUCAUAUAGGAAUCAUCAUGAAAAUUCUUGUCACAAAGACCAAUAUCAAACCAAAUAAUCUCAAAUUUAUUAUUUAUUUUUACUAUACACUUUUCAAUAAUUAUCAAAUAAUCAAUUCAAUAUUUUUAAUUAAUAUUUUAAAAAUAUACAAAGUAUUGUAAAAUAGAAAAAAUAAUAUUUAUA
This is a messenger RNA of Brassica rapa (field mustard), 3125 nucleotides long. RefSeq names its product auxin efflux carrier component 6. Gene Ontology annotation, cellular component: endoplasmic reticulum; plasma membrane. The record is from RefSeq and is a predicted model, not a curated record. Gene Ontology annotation, biological process: auxin export across the plasma membrane; auxin polar transport. Gene Ontology annotation, molecular function: auxin efflux transmembrane transporter activity. NCBI's taxonomy places the organism in Eukaryota, Viridiplantae, Streptophyta, Magnoliopsida, Brassicales, Brassicaceae.